AUGCAGCUGCUGACGUCAGCGAAUAUGAAGCCUAAGCUGCGUCAAGUCUUUUUGUCGGCGGCCACUACGUACGGGCAGUUCUUGGAAGUCGCGAAGGCACUCGAGCCCUCGCCAUCAGUCCUCGCCUUUUCGGCGUCCACCCCAUCACCUUCCCCCCAACCCUUGCCGGAGUCAUCCGACAGCGCUGAGGCUGGUGGCACAGCCGCAUUCUACCUGGACAAGAUGCAGCACACCUUCAAGGAGGCAAAGCGUUACUACAGCAGCACUCCGUUUGAUCAGCGCUGGGAUGACAUCCUCAGCUCCCUCGCCGUACUUGGUCGCAUGUCACGCGGCAAUAGGGUAGUUCCAUUCCACGACAGCGCAAUGGCAUUCGAGAGUAUGUGGGCCGCUGUCAAGGGAGCCAAAGAGCGGGUGCACUGGCAAACAUACAUCUGCAAAGACGACUUCAUUGGUCAAGGAACAGUACGUCGACUCGUGCAGGCUCACCAGCGCGGCUGCGACACGGAGCUCCUGUACGACUGCGGUGGUAACAUCUCAGGGCGCGCGCGGCUGACAGGGGAACUAAAGCUGUGCGGCGCCAAGGUGAUCCCGUACCGUCCCUUCUUCCGUAGUGUCGCCACUUACUUUAUCAAAGGCCUAGACUGGCGGCGCAGCCCUGGACUUCGCAACCAUCGUAAAAUCUUGCUGGUGGACACGUGUCAAGGGUUCUGCGGCGGAUUGAACGUCGGCAAUGAGUACUGCGGCAAGGCAGCGGGAGGCACCGGCAAGUUCCGCGACACGCACUGCGGCGUCGUUGGCCCAGCCGCGGCACACCUUGCCGAAGUUUACAGGGACACAAAGCAGCCACACCCCUGGAAAUACGGGUGGCGGCGCUGGAGGCAGAUUGCCUCCCAACAAAUCACGCGUCGCGUGAAGCAGGGACGGAUGCGCAUGGAGCGCAACGGACUGUACCGUGCUUUUCAGGAGGAGCGCGGCCGAAGUGGUCGACGCUUGCAGAACGUGUCAUCGGCUUCGAUGAAGGUCAUGCGCAGGCGAUGGCACAAGCAGAAGAAUCAACUUCUAACUUUGAUGCAGUGGAGUCGGGCAAGGUUGUCGUCCAAUGUCCUUCUCGGCCACGAGGCGUUGCGCCACACACAGGAGCAAUCCGACGUGCGCCUAGACGGAAAAGAGGCAAAUGUGAAGGUGGGGACGGUUGUCAACGGGGCUGAUUCCCAUAAAUCUAACGUAAAAGCCGCCUGCCAAGCACCUGGUCUCUUCGCCGUCAAGGAUGCCAACGAUGGUGAAACCGCAUCAGCCUCUCUAUUCUCGUGCGAGUUGUCCACCUCGUCUGCUGGCCCACGUGAAGCGGCCCGGGCAUGGCCGUCGUCGCCGCUGCAAAGCAGCGACGGGAAGCUGAACGCACCGCUCAGUUCUGCGAUGCGGCGCAAACUGUUGGCGGCGCGGCGUGAGGCACUCUAUCGGGCCACUGAUCUUCCGCACAAGCGCACCUAUACCGACAUGCUGCGACAAGUACCGAUUCUGGAUACGGAACCGGUCCCUGAGGCAGAGAUGUACCUCCAACACCGCGAGCCCAUAACGCAAGUGCUCUCCUGCAACCCGCGCUACCGCGACUACUCCAUUCAGUACGCCUUUUGGCAAGUGACUCGUAAGUGUCAUCGCCGCAUCUGGAUCACAACGCCCUACUACCUUCCAACGAGGAAGCUAUUCAGUGCCCUUAUCCAGGCCGCGCGUCGCGGCGUGGAUGUGCGUCUUCUCGCCGGCAGCAACCAAACAACGGACCCAUGGUUUAUGUGGCACGCGUCGAACUACAUCACAGAGAAACUCCUCAGGGCCGGGGUGAAGAUCUACGAAUUCAAAGGACAGCAAAUCAUGCACGCCAAGACGGUGGUUGUGGACAGCGUGUGGAGCUCUAUUGGAAGCUACAACUGGGAUUUGAUGAGCAACCGCAACCUAGAGGUGUGUCUGUGCCACCUCGAUCUCGAGGUAGCUCACUCGAUGGAGACCCAGUUCCUACGGGACCUCACGCAGAGUGUGGAGGUACGGCUGGAAGAUCACAAGCAACGGUCGCGCUGGCUGCGCUUCACAUCGUGGCUUUUCUACAACUUUGUCUUCCUUCUCGACCGCAUCACUUUCCGCUCCUUCGCGAACGAGGAUGUUGUGGACGUGCCAGGGGCUCCGUGA
Leishmania braziliensis MHOM/BR/75/M2904 is the source of this 2181-nucleotide messenger RNA. RefSeq names its product putative cardiolipin synthetase. The record is from RefSeq and is a predicted model, not a curated record. The transcript has a single exon. The coding region runs from base 1 to 2181 and encodes 726 amino acids. NCBI's taxonomy places the organism in Eukaryota, Euglenozoa, Kinetoplastea, Trypanosomatida, Trypanosomatidae. Gene Ontology annotation, molecular function: catalytic activity.